AUGAGCGCACAUAACAGACACAGCAUCCAGAAUGCACAGAAACGGCCGAGCCAGAGGCUUCUUGGAUCAAGAGCCCCUCAAAGCAGUGGCAAUGAGCUAUCAUGGACGAGCUUUCUCAAGUUGGAAGAUGAUACAUGGCUCUAUGACCAAUUACUAUUCGGCAGCAAGACCUUUCCAGUUGCUGGAUACGUGGUAAUGGCCGGUGAAUGUAUGCGGCAGCUGUCAGAAUCAAACUUGGAGUUCUUCUCUGUGAAAGAUCUCUCCAUUAGCUCUGCUCUAGUUUUCGACUCAGACGACAAACUUGAACUGCACACGAAGCUUCGACCACAGGGCCUGAAUGAGGAAAACAAACAGUGGUAUGACAUCGAGAUUUAUUCCCACAAUGGAGGCCGAUCGAUCGGGCUGUGUACCGGUCUGGUAGCACGGGAGGCUGCUCUCGACACAGAAAUGCCGCAAAAUCUUACUUUGAAUGGAGAUUCCCACAGGCCGGUCAGUUCGGACUAUUGGUAUGAUAUGAUGGCAGAUCGUGGCAUCGAGUAUGGCGCCUCACAGCGAGGCCUCAGCGAUAUCUCGGUAGACUUCACAGAGAAGAAAGCUAGUGCCACGAUUAUGCCAAUGCUCGAUACAACGAACUCUGUCGUUCAUCCAGUCUUCAUCGACCACUGUUUGCAAGUCUCGAUGAUCGCAGCUUGCAAAGGCCAAGGUCGGCUCUUGGCCGAUCUGUCUGUUAUAACAUCAAUCCAGCACCUUGUUGUUUCCAACGACACGUGGGGCAAGCUUAGGGUCAACGGAGUGGUGAACCCGGGUCACUCUCAGGUUUCGACGUGCAAAAUUUCCGCUUUGAAUGAAAGUGGUCUUCCAAUCCUGAGUGGACAGUGCAAAAUCACCCCAAUCCACGACUUGGAACGGCAAUCAGGCAGAGAACUGUAUUCUUUCAUCAAUUGGGACACUGAUUCAACUUACCACAACUUGAACCAAUUUUUGGCACCCUUUCAGUCUGAUCUAGACCCAGCUGUCGCCCUCGAGCGCUUAGCUCUGCUCUAUGCUCUGAGGUCAGAGGAUAUUGGCGCACAAAGCCAAACAUACCCGAAGAGAAUUCUGAAGAUGGUUGGCACCAGGAGAAAAGGGGAAAUUCGGUCUACUCAUAAGAACCCCAAGCUGAAAGUUCUCGAAUUCGGAAGUGGCACGAAAGAUACCACAAACCGAGUGCUGAAGGCUCUUCGAACUCAAUUUGAUGAGCCAUUGUAUUUCUCCUACCUGUCCGCUUCGACGUCACUUCCAAAGGAGAGCCUCAGGGGAAACGGCAAUGCUCAGCCGCUCUUUUUCGACGCCGAGAAAAGCAUUGAAGAGCAAGGAUUGAAGGCGGGGACUUAUGAUCUCAUAAUUAUUACUGAUUUUGAGGCAUUGGCGAGCAAUGCAACAAUUGGUGUAAAAAGCCUCAAACAGCUGAUUCAUCCUCAAGGACAUGUAGUACUUCUUGAGGGAGUUCCAGAACCGGAAUGGUUGUUGGUACUGAAGGAUUACUUGGCCGAAGAGUCACCAAAUGCGUCAACUGGGUCUAAGACCAAGUCUUCCUUUGAAGAUGUGUAUGCGGCACUGACGGAGAAUGAUUUUGUAUUUGGCAAUCAUGAUAACACAUCGACCUCAGCGCCGAAAGUUUUUGCGCAGCUGAAACAAUGUGUGCCUGAAAGUUCAUCGGAAAUUACGGUCAUCGGUCCGGCGUAUCAUCUUCCUCUCAUUCGCGAAGUUGAAAAGACCUUCGGGGACCAUAACAUAAAGUGCUUGAAAAGCACGAUAGAUGAAGACAUACCACCUAGCCGAGACAUAAUGGUAUUUGUCGACUUCGACGAGCCAUAUUUGUACAACAUCACAGAAGCUGAACUGUCUCAAUUUGUUAAGCUUGUCUCAGUCAUGAAAGGCAAAAUGAUCUGGGUUACCCCAAGUGCCCAGAUUCAUUGCAAGAAUCCUAACUCAUCUAUGAUACUCGGACUGAUGAGAACAAUCAGAUCUGAAUUCAACAAGGACAUUACCACGGUGGAGCUGGAUACGAAGCGCACGAUGAAUGUCAGCUUGAGCAAGUCGCUCCUCAAAAUAUACAAAGGCCUCAGUCGUCGCACCAAGUCGAAAGACCUCGACUAUGACUACGAAUACGCGAUUGUUGAUGGAGAAAUCAAAAUACCGAGGCUCCAAUGGACAACAGCUGAAGCAGAGUAUGCUAAUCUAGCCACGCACUCUGCUGCACACGAUGUUGGCUCUCAAAACCCCAGUCCUAUCACCGCUAUGUCGGGGGACUGGGGGGGACUCGGCCGGAUGAUCUCGACAUGGAUGGUAGAGAAUGGGGCUCGGAACAUCAUUUUCCUUUCUCGCUCUGCCAAGGAAGGGCCUCAGACUACGCCUUUUUUUGAUGAGCUUCGAGCUCAAGGAUGUACGGUCACACCAUUUGUGGGCAGUGUCACAAAUAUGUCAGAUGUAGAAGAAGCCAUUAAGCAAGCGACGACUCCAAUCGCUGGCGUCAUUCAGAUGUCGGCUGUUAUGCGGGACAACUUAAUGUCACAGAUGACAUUCGAUGAGUGGCAAACAAGUGUACAGCCGAAGGUUCAAGGCACUUGGAACCUCCAUCAUGCUACCCCUUCCGCUGAUUUAGACUUUUUCUUGCUUUUUUCCUCAAUCUGCGGCAUUACAGGUCAAUGGGGACAGGGAAACUACAACGCGGCAAACUCGUUCUUAGACGCAUUUGUCAACUAUCGUCAUGGCCAGAAUCUUCCGGCCUCAGUAAUCGACAUUGGUUUCAUGGGAAGCAUUGGUAUGGCAGUGAAAAGCGAAGGUCUCAUGAAGAAUUUGAAGAGAAGUGGUUAUUACUUCCUCAAUGAGCGGCACCUCAUCAAUGCUUUGACUAUAUCUCUCGCGCAUUCACGUCCUGGAGGCGAUCGAUUUAUGCACCGAAGUCAGCUCGGUCUUGGUAUAAGAUCGACGAAGUCCAUGGCCACCCCUACAUGUCGGGUUGCUUGGAAGAAAGAUUCUCGGAUGGCUAUAUCACAUCACUUUGAACCUAUUGGUGGAAUCGGAGAUCACCAAGUGAAGAAUCUCCUGAAUUGUGCUUAUAGCACCGGGAAAGACUGA
Penicillium waksmanii is the source of this 3120-nucleotide messenger RNA. RefSeq lists its product as uncharacterized. Gene Ontology annotation, molecular function: fatty acid synthase activity. The coding region runs from base 1 to 3120 and encodes 1039 amino acids. The record is from RefSeq and is a predicted model, not a curated record. The transcript has 7 exons. NCBI's taxonomy places the organism in Eukaryota, Fungi, Ascomycota, Eurotiomycetes, Eurotiales, Aspergillaceae. Gene Ontology annotation, biological process: fatty acid biosynthetic process; secondary metabolite biosynthetic process.